UUGAUCCGCCAGUUGCCCAUCCCAGAACUAGUUUAAUGUACAUAUUUUUCAAAGAAGGCUAUGGGGCAAGUUCUCCAGUCCUGCUUGGUGUUGGCUUGAAUCAGGAGUAGGAGGGUCAGACAGGCAUGAUGAUGAUAGAGGAAAUUUGUAAAGGGUAAAAAAGCUGGUCCCGCAGACUGAGGUCAGUCCGAUUCCAACGAGCAAUCACUGCAGUGCUAACUAGUCUGGGAAGGAGGAGAUAGAGAGAGCGGAGCCACAAGCCCACCCGCAAUAUGAUCACACACGCGCCAAUGGAAUAAGCAACAAAACAGUUGGAAAUCGAAAUCAAUCUUCACCGUCCACGAGGAAUUCGAUAUCAAAUAGGUUAUUUUGGUUUUACGCACAAAAGAUGACGUUUGAACCUCUUUCCUUUUACGUGACGCAAAGUUUAGACACGUCCGGGUAGACAGACAACUUUAGGCUAGCUAUAUAUUUUAGGAUUUCAUUACGCGUUUAAGUUUAUCCAUUCCGACUUCAUAACCAGACAUUGCAUUUAGAUUUAUUGUUUAUCCUAAACCAACUGUCAGCAUAUAACUGAGGAUGAUCAUGUUUUCCCACGAGUUAUUCGUCUCUUUCCUCGCGGUUACCUGUCUGUUUAGUAUACCCAGAGCGUCUUCGGCGGCAUGUGAGCCCAUUCGGAUCCCUCUGUGCAAGUCCAUGCCCUGGAACAUGACGAAAAUGCCCAACCACCUCCACCACAGCACCCAGGCGAACGCAGUCCUGGCCAUUGAGCAGUUUGAAGGGCUUCUUGGCACCCAGUGUAGUACAGAUUUACUGUUCUUUCUGUGCGCCAUGUACGCCCCAAUAUGCACGAUUGACUUCCAACACGACCCUAUCAAGCCCUGCAAGUCGGUGUGUGAGCGUGCGAAAUGCGGCUGUGAACCUGUGAUGAAACGGUAUAAUCACACCUGGCCAGAGAGCUUGGCCUGCGAGGAUCUGCCAGUCUACGACCGGGGAGUCUGUAUCUCACCUGAGGCCAUUGUAAAAGCAGAAGGACCAGACAACCCUUACUAUCAGGACCCCACAAAAUGCUCAUCUGAAUCAACUCCUGACUUUCCAAGUGAUUCUCACAAUGUCAACUGUAAAGGAGCCAACAAUGAUCGUUGCAAGUGCAAGUCAGUUAAACUGGGUCUCAAGACCUACCUAAAGAAUAAUUACAACUAUGUGAUUCGUGCAAGGGUGAAGGAGAUUAAAAACAGGAAUCAUGACUUGACUGCAAUCGUGGAGGUCAAAGACAUCCUGAAGUCUUCCUUUGUUAACAUCCCUCGUGAUACCGUCACACUGCACUACAACUCUGGCUGUCCCUGUCCUCCUCUCACCGCCAACGACGAGUACAUCAUCAUGGGUUAUGAGAAUGAGGAGAGGUCCAGGCUUCUGCUCAUCGAAGGCUCCAUUGCACAGAAGUGGAAGGACCGUAUGGGGAGGAAGGUGAGGCGUUGGGACCAGGUACUGAGGGACCAGAGCCGGGGGAACUCUGGCAGAAGCAAUAUGCGGCGGACCCACCACUGAUCAUCUAAGGCGUGUCCCUGUGCAGUGAUGACAGGGUUGCAAAAUUCCUCUAACUUCCCAGGUUUUC
This is a messenger RNA of Oncorhynchus mykiss (rainbow trout), 1615 nucleotides long. Its product is annotated as secreted frizzled-related protein 3. Lineage: Eukaryota; Metazoa; Chordata; Actinopteri; Salmoniformes; Salmonidae. Gene Ontology annotation, biological process: canonical Wnt signaling pathway; non-canonical Wnt signaling pathway. Gene Ontology annotation, cellular component: cytoplasm. Gene Ontology annotation, molecular function: Wnt-protein binding. The record is from RefSeq and is a predicted model, not a curated record.